Molecule: messenger RNA, 1758 nt
Organism: Thlaspi arvense
Lineage: Eukaryota; Viridiplantae; Streptophyta; Magnoliopsida; Brassicales; Brassicaceae
Source: the annotation of a GenBank genome assembly
AUGUUUGCUGUUUCGUUUGUACCUCGUACCACACCGUGCCGUUUGAGCUCUGCGUUUCUCUGCCACCUCUCGAUUCCUGUCGCACUUCGGCUCCACCAUCACUACCAGCAGCCACACCUUGCAUCUCUCUCUUGUCAGAUUCGUUCGUUAAGGAAGCAGAUCGACAUGGCAGCUCGAGGUGACUAUGGAGCGGUGAAGCAAAAAGUAGGAGGAGAUUCGUACGAAGAAGCGUUGGCUGCUUUGUCUUCUUUGAUCACGAAGCGAAGUCGUGCUGAUAAGAGCAACAAAGGGGAUCGGUUCGAGCUAGUCUUUGAUUAUCUUAAGCUUCUUGACCUGGAAGAAGACAUUUCUAAGAUGAAAGUUAUCCAUGUCGCUGGAACCAAAGGCAAGGGAUCCACAUGUGCCUUUACUGAGUCUAUUUUACGAAAUUAUGGCUUCCGAACUGGACUCUUCACUUCCCCUCACCUCAUUGAUGUCCGGGAAAGAUUUCGCUUAGACGGUGUGGACAUAAGUGAGGAGAAAUUUUUGGGUUAUUUCUGGUGGUGUUAUAACAGGCUUAAGGAGAGAACUAACGAGGAGAUACCAAUGCCUACAUAUUUCCGCUUCCUUGCGUUGCUAGCUUUUAAAAUAUUUGCUGCAGAAGAGGUAGAUGCUGCUAUAUUGGAGGUAGGAUUAGGUGGGAAGUUUGAUGCCACCAACGCGGUUCAGAAACCUGUGGUAUGUGGUAUUUCUUCUCUUGGAUAUGACCACAUGGAAAUUCUAGGUGAUACACUUGGCAAAAUUGCUGGUGAGAAGGCUGGAAUUUUCAAGCUUGGAGUUCCAGCUUUCACAGUGCCCCAACCUGAUGAAGCCAUGCGUGUCCUUGAAGAGAAAGCUUCCGAAUUAGAUGUGAAUCUCGAAGUGGUGCAACCACUAACUGCGAGGCAGUUAAGCGGUCAGAAACUUGGGCUUGAUGGGGAGCACCAAUAUCUCAAUGCUCGUCUAGCAGUUUCGCUUGCCUCUACCUGGCUUCAGCAAAUUGGUAAACUUGAAGUUCCCAGUCUGACUCAGACGAGUAUUCUGCCUGAGCAAUUUAUCAAAGGUUUGGCUACAGCGAGUUUACAAGGACGAGCACAGGUUGUCCCUGAUCAGUUUAUCGAAUCUCAGACUUCAGGAGAUCUAGUGUUUUAUCUGGAUGGAGCUCACAGUCCAGAAAGCAUGGAAGCAUGCGCCAAAUGGUUUUCGUUUGCGGUUAAGGGAGACAACCAGUCAGAGAGUUCAGAACAUUUGGUUAAUGGCUCCUCAGGAUCCUCCUCACAUGAUCAAUUCUCAGGAGAAGAAAGCUGCCAACAGAUAUUACUGUUCAAUUGCAUGUCAGUUCGGGACCCAGAUCUGCUGCUUCCACAUCUAAGGAAUACAUGCGCAAACUAUGGUGUACAUUUCAAGAAGGCAUUGUUUGUACCAAACAUGUCGGUGUAUCACAAGGUUGGUACAGCGGCUGAUUUGCCAGAGAAUGAUCCACAGGUUGACUUGUCAUGGCAGUUCACACUCCAGAAAGUGUGGGAAGGCCUUGUCCACAGUGAAGGAGGUGAAGGAGAAGAAGAUAGAGGAAAAGAUGGUGAAAGAAGUGGGAACAGUGAGGUGUUUACUUCACUACCGAUGGCGAUAAAAUGGCUAAGGGAUAGUGUACAUGAGAGUAGCUCAGCCACACGUUUCCAGGUUCUUGUAACUGGUUCGUUACAUCUUGUGGGCGAUGUGCUGAGAUUAAUCAGAAAAUGA